ACUACAGCCCUUCUUCCCUACUCACACAACCCUGCCUACUCAAACACCUCUCCAUGGAUUCAAUUCAUUUGUGCAACUGCAAGCACCCCCAUCAUGCCAAUGGAGGACCUUUUGAGAUUUGUCCCUUCUCGCGCCGCUGUACUGACCAUAUCCCCUGUCGUAAAUCAGAAAUUCUUUAAGCGAAAUCCAGGCCUUACGGAGCAGAUCUGCCUCGAACAGGCCGCCCAAGUCCUUGGCUGCCCCGCCAGCAGCAUCCUUCCUGCAGCUAUCCAGGGCGCAAGCAGUUUCACUGUAGCUAAAUCCGACGCCCGCCCCGGCGACUCGGGCAUCGUCCAGUUCCGCGACCUUUCGUCCCAGCUAAGCAGAGACACCAUCGCCCUAGCCCGCAGGACCUACGGGGGCGUGGUUCCCAAUUGCGAUGCGGUCACGUGCGGGCUCAGCGACAAGGCGCACAUCUAUCUCAUGACGCUCGCCAGCGGUAUCGCCUUCAGCGCGGCCCAGAGGGACCUCUACCAGGACGACGGCGCCGAGCGGCUGAUGGUCACCGUCGCGAACUUUGCCUCUUUCAUCGCGUCCUCGCUGUCGACCACGCGGCAGAACACCGACGACGCCGCCCUUACGCAGGCGUACGAAAAGCUAGCCGCGUGGGAGGCCGCCCUCCCCGCGCGGUUCCAGCCCAAGCUCGCUGAGUUGCGGGCGCGGCUGCCCGUUAUCUUCGGGCGGGAAUUCCCGCAGGUGCUGAACCACGCGGACCUGGUGGAGAUGAACAUACAAGUCGAUGACGCGUCGGGCGGCAUCACCGGCAUUAUCGACUGGGAAAAUGCCAGUUACGGCGCAUUUGGCAUCGCGCUCGCAUCGCUUGAGGUAUUCCUUGGUAUCUGCAGCGGCGAGGGGGUAUGGAUCUGGCACCCCCAACAGAACCGCCUCCGCGCCGUCUUCUACAAGACUCUCUGCGCGGAGCUUGACCGUCAUCCCCAGGCGGGCCACCUGGGCGCGGACGACGUCGAGGCCGCGAGGGUGUUUGGGCUCUUUGUCAUGUACGGGUCCUGGGCUACUGCGCGGCCCGACGGCCAUGACGACGGCGCCGCGCUAGCUGCUGCGUGCCUCGAGGCGGGCCUGGGGGAGGGGACCACCGCCCAACCUUUUUUCCAGCAGCAUUGGGGCAUUGACCGCGGUGGCCACGGGUAGGUGAAGGGGCUGAUCCGAGGUCUCAUCCAUGCAGUAGAGACGUCGUCCGCUGGGCCACUUUGUGAGCGAUUUGCCGUCACAGAGCAAGAGAUAGUGCCUUACGGUGAGGAGCGACUCAUAGCGGCAAUCGAGAAGCUCAUAGAUGCGAAAGGCGCGCCAAACAACCCGUCUUCGGAAA
Messenger RNA from Durotheca rogersii, 1366 nucleotides. RefSeq lists its product as uncharacterized. The transcript is spliced from 2 exons. The record is from RefSeq and is a predicted model, not a curated record. Bases 94 to 1188 code for a protein of 364 amino acids. Lineage: Eukaryota; Fungi; Ascomycota; Sordariomycetes; Xylariales; Xylariaceae.